AGAUUAGGGUCAGCCAUGCAGAUCGCCAUUGAUAAGGUCAACCUAGAUCGGUCUUACUUGAGUAGCUACACCAUGGAUUUCAUUUAUGCCGAUUCUGGCUGCAAUGCCAAGGUGUCCCUUAAUGGUUUUAUUAGCCAGGUUCAGACGCACCAGAUUUCUGCACUCUUUGGACCAGGGUGCCCAGAAGCAGCAGAGGCUACUGGUUUGUUGGCCUCUCAAUGGAACAUUCCCAUGUUUGGAUUUAUGGGGCAAACGGCAAAGUUGGAUAAUGCAUUUUUAUACGAUACUUACGUAAAACUAGUUUCACCUAUUCAAAAAAUAGGGCACGUGCUUCAGAAAAGCCUCCAGCAUUUUGGUUGGAAACACAUUGGGUUAUUUGGAAGUGCUGUAAGGAGGUCUUCCUGGGAUCAAAUUGAUGAGCUGUGGACAGCUGUCGAAAAUCAGCUCAAGUUCAAUUUCACCAUCACUGCUAAAGUGAGAUAUUCUUCCAGCGAUCCUGCCCUCCUUCAAGAGAAGCUAAUAUAUUUGUCGACAGUUUCCAGAAUUAUAAUUCUGAUCUGCAGCUCGGCAGAUACUAAGGCUAUUCUGGUGGCUGUGGAGAAGCUAGGACUGACCAAUGGGAAAUUUGUCUUCUUCGUAUUGCAGCAGUUUGAGGACAAUUUUUGGAAAGAGAUUUUGGGUAAUCAAAACGACCACCUGCUGAAAGCCUAUGAAUCUGUCUUCCUCAUAGCCCUCAGUUCUUAUGGUGAAUACUUCAAACAUUAUGAAUUCAUGAAGCAAGUCUACGAGAAACUGAAGGAUCAGCCCUUUUUCAGUUCACUUUCUUCAUAUGAGCAGGUAAGCCCUUACUCUGCUUAUCUACAUGAUGCUGUUCUACUUUAUGCUUUGGCUGUGAGAGAAAUGUUAAAGAGUGGAAAGGAUUUUCAUAAUGGAAGGGAGCUUGUCAACACCUUGAAAGGUUAUAAUAAGACUCAACUGCAUGGAAUCACUGGCCUGGUACAAAUUGAUGAAUUGGGAAUCAGACAAAUGGACUAUUCUGUCUAUGCUUUACAGAAUACUGGAAAUUCAUCUCAUUUUAUUCCUCUUUUGAAUUAUGACAGCCAUCGGAAAAUAAUCAGUCCCACAAGAUAUUUCUUCAACAUCAGUUGGUCAGAUGGUUCUCUUCCCACAGACAGACCAACCUGUGGAUUUUUUCGUGAACUUUGUAACACUUCAUUCACAAGCAUGACUGUUAUUUUGAUAGCUAUUCUACUGGUGUCAGCCUUGGGAGCAGCCACUGUGAUGGGUUUUCUUAAGAUGCAGAAAGGAAAAUUGCAAAUGUCCACUGAAGACAUCUGGUGGAAAAUAAACUAUAGCGACAUUGUCAUCCUGUCAGAUAAUAAGCUGUCUCAGCCUAGCACACCAGGGUCUAAGAGAAAUGAAAACUAUGGAUCCAGUGUCUUUUCAAGGAAUCUGAGCUCAUGUUUCAAGGACAAGCAGGGGGAAGAACUCUUUUACACUACAGUGGGUCUCUACCAGGGAAAUCACAUUGCUCUCAGAUAUACUGAUAAUCAAACGGAAGCUUGGAUUAAGCGACCAUCCAUCCUUCAUGAAGUUCAAGUGAUGUGCGAGUUAAGACAUGAAAAUUUAGUUCCCUUCUUUGGUAUUUGCACUGAACCUCCCAACAUCUGCAUCGUUACCCAGUAUUGCAAGAAGGGAAGCUUGAAGGAUGUUUUGAGAAAUUCCGAUAUUGAAUUGGAUUGGAUAUUCAAGCUUUCUUUUGCAUAUGAUAUAGUCAAUGGAAUGCUCUUCCUCCACAACAGCCCUCUGAACUCUCACGGAAACCUGAAACCUUCCAACUGCCUGGUAGACAGUCGGAUGCAGGUGAAGCUGUCAGGAUUCGGGCUGUGGGAAUUCAAGUAUGGAAGGAAAUACAGAGCCAAUCUGAAGAAAAUGAUGAACUAUUCAGAACUCUACUGGACCGCCCCAGAACUGUUGCGACUGGAGGAAUACCCUCUGAAUGGCACCCAGAAGGGUGAUGUUUACAGUUUUGCUGUCAUUAUGAGGGAGCUUAUUUACAAUAAUGAAGAGGGCCCAUUUGAAGAACUGAACAUGGAAGCCGAAGAAAUCAUCAAUAGAAUCAAAGAUCCCUCUGCUCUUGUGCCCCUGAGACCCUCCUUGUCGGAGGAAAAAUGUGGUGAAAGAAUCGUUACAAUGCUGAAAGCAUGUUGGAACGAAUUGCCAGAGAGAAGACCGAUAUUCUCCUCUGUGAAGAGAAGCUUAAGAGAAGCAAGCCCCGAAGGCCACGUGAGCAUACUGGACAACAUGGUGAACAAACUGGAAGUGUACGCAAAUCACCUAGAAGAAGUUGUGGAAGAGCGGACAACUCAGCUUGUGGCAGAGAAGAAAAAGACAGAAAAGCUUUUGUCCACCAUGUUGCCCAGUUUCAUUGGUGAACAGCUGAUAGCCGGAAGAUCGGUGGAGCCGGAGCACUUCGAUUCGGUCACUAUCUUCUUCUCAGACAUUGUUGGAUUCACAAACCUGUGCUCCCUCAGCUCCCCACUGCAAGUCGUUAAUCUUCUCAAUGACCUGUAUAGCUUGUUCGAUAACAUCAUUAAAACGUAUGACGUCUACAAGGUGGAAACAAUUGGAGAUGCAUACAUGGUAGCCAGUGGACUCCCUCUCCGCAAUGGUAUCAAGCACGUGGAGGAGAUUGCCACUAUGUCACUGCAUUUUCUCAGUGCUAUGAUUCAUUUCAAGAUUGGUCAUAUGCCAGAAGAGAAAUUGAAACUCCGGAUUGGCCUUCACACAGGACCUGUAGUUGCUGGUGUAGUAGGAAUUACAAUGCCAAGGUAUUGCCUGUUUGGAGAUACUGUCAAUAUGGCAUCAAGGAUGGAAAGCAACAGUUUACCUCUCCGAAUUCAUGUCUCCGUGACGACUGCCAGGGCCCUGCAGUCAAUUGGGGGGUACAAUCUACAGGAAAGAGGAACUAUUAGCGUGAAGGGCAAGGGAGAGCAAACCACAUUUUGGUUAAAAGGCAAAGCUGGGCUCAGCAUCCCCCUUCCAGAGUUCUCCAAUGAGGGAGAGGAUUCCAAGCAGCAGUCGCAGGUGACGACACCUCAUCUCUCUGCUUCUAAAGCCACUUUAUGGAAGCCCAGAUUUCAGGGAAGGCAGAAGAAUUUUUGAUUUUGUGCACUUUAGAGAUGGCAAUCAUGCUGGCCUGCUUAGCUGCUCAUUCCUCACUGCUGCUUCUCAAGGUCCUGAAAGACAUGGCUCCAGCAAUGCACUAUAGUUAAAGCCGUUGUAAUGUGAUUAGGUUGCCAAAGGAACAAAAUCUGCUGCCCUUCCAGUCUUCUGACUGUGCAUCUGGGUCUAUAUUUACACUUCAUAUUGAGAGGUGCACCACUGAUAAUGAAUUUUGAGUUGAGUGUUUGGAAGCGACCUAGAAGAUGGAUGUUUGACCAUAGUUGCUUCUCACUGGGCACAUGUAAAAGCAGGACUGAAGCCAGGCUUUUGGCUACAGAAUCAGGACAGUUUUUGUCCUGAUUCUUUGACCCCCAUUUUCACUAUGGAAAUGGUUAUCUUUCUUGGAUCG
This is a messenger RNA of Tachyglossus aculeatus (Australian echidna), 3574 nucleotides long. RefSeq names its product guanylate cyclase 2G-like. Gene Ontology annotation, cellular component: membrane. Lineage: Eukaryota; Metazoa; Chordata; Mammalia; Monotremata; Tachyglossidae. Gene Ontology annotation, molecular function: guanylate cyclase activity; protein kinase activity; peptide receptor activity. The transcript has 22 exons. The coding region runs from base 16 to 3165 and encodes 1049 amino acids. The record is from RefSeq and is a predicted model, not a curated record. Gene Ontology annotation, biological process: cGMP biosynthetic process; intracellular signal transduction; receptor guanylyl cyclase signaling pathway.